AUGUCUCAGCCCGCCAGCGCAGUUCCGAGGUGUGUGGCAACUCGAGCUAAAAAUGCAACUCAGCAUCCAGGAUAUAUCCUGACCAGGGGCGAAGGCCCCACCAAGAGACGUACCAAAGCUCAAAAGGCCGCUGAUGAUCAACAUGAAGAAGAGGAAAACAGGGCAAGUGAAAUGGCUGUUCAAGAAGGACAUAACCGCAUUGCUGUAUUUCAGAAACAAAUGGAGACUGACCAAGCAGCUACACAUGUUGAUGCGCCAAAGCCUACUCGUCCCUGCCCACGCCCACGCCCCAUAAAAAAGGCUGUAAAAGUCAUGGAGACCUCCAACUUGACUAUGGCCAAAGAUAAGGCCAUUAGCGCUAAUGGCAAGGGUGGUGGGGCUAGAGGUAAAUUAGCAGCCAGUGCUAACAUCGACCAUCCUGGGAGUGAUGUAGAGGAAGAGGUGCAAGUGCCAGGGUCACGCAAGAAGAAGGAGAAGAGGAAAGUGUUACCAGUGAAGACGCCAGUGAGAGAUGCAAUCGAAGCAGUGGGUCUUAUCGAUGAAUCAACGAUGGCACGUGAUGACGAUAAGAAGUCUGCUGAUGUCUCUACAUCAGGUCCUCAAAAAUUUGGCUUUGCUGUCGAGCAUAUCCCGGGUUGGAGGACGGAAGUUCCUGCUGCCAGUGUUGGUUCUAAGCCAUCCUCCAAUGCAUUCAGGAAAAGACCAUCUACCAUGCCUUCCGACUUCUCUAGUACUGCUCCCUCUUCCAAACUUACUAUGGGGAGUACUAUCAGUAGUGGUGAUCGUUUUACGACCCUAUUUGCAGACGAUGAUCUGGCUGAAUCAGUCGAGCGCUCUCAAGCCCUUGCCCGUAUGUCCAAACCAAGAGCUGCUCAGGGCGUCAAGAUUUAUUCUAAGGUCCCCAAUACUUCAGUACAAACAAAUCAAUCCCAUCGCAAUGCCAAUCUGACUCCUCGACAGCUCAACACCAUUCAGCCCGACGUUUCCGACGAUGAAAUGAAUGCUGAGGCGGCCCCCCCAGUAGUAGCUUCCCUCGUUAACUAUGGAUCCGACACUGAUAUGGAAUCUGAUCUCGAGCCUCCUCCUUCUACACAGCGCAAACUCGGAAAUAUGGAGGAUGGUCUAACCGAUGAUGACGCGAUUGAGGAUGGCCUGCCUGAGGAUGACCUGCUCAAGGACGACGUGAUUGAGGAUGACCAGAUUGGGGAUGACUUCAUGGCCGAUGAUGACUUCAUCAUUGAGGAAGAUACACCUUCAUCCAAUGUUGAAUUUGUGGGGCACAGCAAGCCUAUGGUGGUCAAGACCAAAUCCGAACCAGGGUCCUUGCGGGUCACUUCUGCGGUAACUAAUGUUGGCAUCAAACACAAAGCUCCUGUGGCUAAUCGGACAAAGUCUUCCAUCGCACAUACUCGCAGUCUUUCCAGUAUCGCGAGUGCUACUUCUCGCGCCGUGUUGAACUCUGUUGAGGUGGAGAUUCUCCCCCGUUCUGCUUACCGGAUCAAAAACCUUCCUGGAGGUGCUCGGGCAGUGGCUAGAUGGAGUGUGGUAUUCAUCCCCACUCUCAUUUUCGCAAUCGGAGAUCAAGAUGAGGUCUGGGCGUGGGCUCUUCCCAAGUUGGAGGCAGUUCUCUGCACUACUGUGCAGGACACCUGGGAUGCGGUAUACAAGGACAUACCGCACAAGGUGACUACUGAUGGGCCUGUCAUGGCAUUAGCCACCCAGCGGCUAUCAGAAUGGCGCAAUGGCAUGGGCACUACCGCUGUCACCGCACUCACACACUUCAUGUCAUUACAGGAUGAUGUCGAGACUGACGAAGACCACGAAGAUUUUGCAAACAACUUACUUUUUAAGCUAGGGUUCUUGUAUGGUAGCAUCAUGGAGGACGGACAAUUCAAGAAACCCUUUCAGUCGGAACUCCUUGUUCAAGUCCUUGUACAGCACAGGUGUGCUACCUGGGGCGCCAUUGAGAGCCACAGGAAGAUGGAACGUGCCCUCAAGAUUAUCGGCCGUGACAAGACGCUCAUCAGUGAAUUGGAAGUCAACAGUAAAGGCAAUGCUGUCAAAGUCCCCCACAGUAUGAACAAAGCCUCAGGCAAGAUCAGCAACUCUCGAAAGGCCUUUUCCAACACCAACUUUGGUGCGGCAACCAGGGGCUAUAUGAAGUCCAUCAACCGCCUCGAUGAGUCGAUCCUCCAGGACGUCUGGUGCUGCACGAAGGAAAUCACUGCGAGGAGGUGUGUGUCCCAACUGAUGGAUUUCGGUGCUACUUUCUGUUUUAUAGAGUGA
Messenger RNA from Suillus bovinus, 2286 nucleotides. RefSeq lists its product as uncharacterized. The record is from RefSeq and is a predicted model, not a curated record. Bases 1 to 2286 code for a protein of 761 amino acids. NCBI's taxonomy places the organism in Eukaryota, Fungi, Basidiomycota, Agaricomycetes, Boletales, Suillaceae. The transcript is spliced from 9 exons.